AUUCUUUCAUGAAUAAUCAGCAUCACCAGGAGUGGCCACGACCUGCGAAACAAGACGUUGCCUAAUCGCAAGUCCAUCAUCCCGAUCGAAUAGGUUCUGCACUGCUCCUCAUCGCUCAACCCUCUUGUGCCGUGUGCAUACGCUUCUACGGGCAAGAUGUCGCUUCUUCGUCAACCCAUCGCCCGUGCAGCCAGGACUGGCCUUUGCCGUCAUGUCGCCGCUCCCGCAGCUGUCACCCAGGUCCCUACUCGAUCGAUGAGCCUCGCUUCUACCCAAGCUCCCAUCAGACACGGUCGCAGCAACAUCGCCGCUGCAGCCGCGGCUCGUCUUCCCAGCGCUGUGAGGACAUACGCUGCUGAAGCGGGCAAGAAGUAUGUGCGAAACAAGCCACACAUGAACAUCGGUACAAUCGGGCACGUCGAUCAUGGGAAGACCACUCUGACGGCUGCCAUCACCAAGGUUCUCUUCGAGUCCAGCGGUCAGGGCAAAUUUGUGGACUAUGCGAGCAUUGACAAGGCGCCCGAAGAGAAGGCUCGUGGUAUCACCAUCUCCAGCGCGCACGUCGAGUACGAGACCGCGAACCGCCACUAUGCGCACGUCGACUGCCCGGGUCACGCCGACUACAUUCGUAACAUGAUCACUGGUGCCGCUCAGAUGGACGGCGCAAUUAUUGUCGUGUCCGCAACGGACGGACAGAUGCCUCAAACCCGAGAGCACCUGUUGCUUGCCAAGCAGGUCGGCAUCAAGAAGUUGGUCGUAUUCAUCAACAAGGUAGACCAAGUGGACGACAAGGAAAUGCUGGAGCUGGUAGAUAUGGAAAUGAGAGAUCUGCUCUCUACCUACGGCUUUGAUGGAGAGAACACCCCAAUCGUUCAGGGUUCAGCCUUGGCUGCUCUGGAAGGAAAGAACCCCGACAUCGGCAGCGAAGCCAUCGUGAAGCUGAUGGCCGAGGCGGACGCUUGGCUUGAGCAGCCCGCCCGUGAUCUUGACAAGCCUUUCUUGAUGCCCGUGGAGGAUGUCUUCUCCAUUUCCGGGCGCGGAACUGUUGUCACUGGCCGUGUGGAGCGUGGCAUUAUCAACAAAGGGCAGGAGAUCGAAUUGGUCGGUCUUGGCAACAGCUUGAAGACCACCUUGACGGGAGUCGAGAUGUUCCACAGAGAGCUUGACCGAGGAGAAGCUGGCGAUAACAUGGGAGCUCUUCUGCGUGGAGUUCGCCGAGACCAGGUGCGCAGAGGUCAAGUGCUUGCUCUGCCAGGUUCCAUCAAGCCGGUGAAGAAGUUCGAGGGACAGUACUACAUUCUCACAGCCCAGGAGGGUGGACGCCGCUCCCCCUUUGCGAGCGGAUACAGACCGCAGCUCUUCAUCCGAACCGCAGACGUUACAAUCUCUCUGACAUUGCCAGAGGGCCAAGAGGAUCAGAUGGUCAUGCCUGGAGACAGUGUCACCCUUAACGGCGAGCUCACUCAUGAUUUGCCCAUCGAGAUCGGAAGCAGAUUUACCCUGCGAGAGGGAGGCCGCACUAUUGGUACCGGUAUCUGCACCAAGAUUGUUGCCUAGACGUAGGCUGGACCUUUUUAGCAAUGCAAUAUCUUUUGCAUGCAUUUCGUCAGCGGCCCAAGCACAUCCAGAACACGGAGCGCGUUCGAAUCGGACGCGAUUGCCAGACGCUCCUGCUAGCUGAUGCUAGUGACGAGCGUUCAAGAAGAAGCCGGAUGCUACGCAUCGAAAGGCGGCUCAUGCCUUGUAAUCACUACUCAUCAUUGUACACGAACGUGACACAGUCUGCAAUCCCGGUGUGCUCGCUUCGACGUGCAAGUGAGCGCCAAGCUACUUCGCCC
This is a messenger RNA of Ceraceosorus guamensis, 1838 nucleotides long. RefSeq names its product putative TUF1-translation elongation factor TU, mitochondrial. Lineage: Eukaryota; Fungi; Basidiomycota; Exobasidiomycetes; Ceraceosorales; Ceraceosoraceae. Bases 157 to 1557 code for a protein of 466 amino acids. Gene Ontology annotation, biological process: mitochondrial translational elongation. Gene Ontology annotation, cellular component: mitochondrion. Gene Ontology annotation, molecular function: translation elongation factor activity; GTPase activity; GTP binding. The transcript has 5 exons. The record is from RefSeq and is a predicted model, not a curated record.